Molecule: messenger RNA, 2098 nt
Organism: Oryzias latipes (Japanese medaka)
Lineage: Eukaryota; Metazoa; Chordata; Actinopteri; Beloniformes; Adrianichthyidae
Gene: c-myc17
Product: transcriptional regulator Myc-1-like
Biological process (GO): regulation of DNA-templated transcription
Molecular function (GO): DNA-binding transcription factor activity; protein dimerization activity
Source: RefSeq, a predicted model, not a curated record
GUUCGUUUGUUUUGUGUGUAUUGUUCUUGUUUUUGUUGUUGUUUACGUCUCCAUGAGUUCAUCAUGGGAUGAGAGCUGAUUUCCCGGAACUUUGUUCCUUUGCAUCAUUUACAGUCAGCCGGACGGACCUCCAUUGACUCCCCCUGGCUACACAUCCGCGGAAUAAAUAAGUCCCUCCAUUUAACAAUAGUUAUUUUAAAGAAACCCUAAAAGAGUCGUCAGUUUUGGAAUUUUCUGAAAGAAAAACUCCUGCAGUUUUUUUUCAUGUCCUCGAAAUCAAAUUACGACGUGUUCCUAAUUUACUACGCAGAUUACAUUUGGCGCGAAAACUGUGACGUGUUCAGAUGUAGGGGAAAAAGUCAGGGUAUUAAAGAUGAGCGGAGCUGCGGGAUGCAGUGACUCACUCUGAACAUCGACGGAGUCAGUUUUGAACGCUGCCAUCGACAAGACUUUAAUACGAGAAAAAUAUUCAUUUGGACAAAAAUUCUACCCAAAGGAUUUCUUUGCUUUUUCACAAACAUUGGAAUUUCGCAGUUUUUACGACAGUUUAAUCAAGUUUUCUUCUUGUGAAUAACGGCAGCCACAAUGCCACCUGUGUUAUCCAUGUCAGGGUCCAACUAUGAUUACGACUAUGACACAAUUCAGCCUUACUUCAUGGAUGAGGAAACCUUCUACCCUCCUUCACUCUGCCAGCUCCUCCCGGGGCCAGGUGAGGACAUCUGGAAGAAGUUUGAGCUCCUACCUACACCUCCUUUGUCCCCAAGCCGGGCACCGUCACCGUCCAACACCUCGCUGUCUGCUGCAGACCACCUGGAGGAAGUUUCUAACCUGCUAGACAAAGAUUUCACCGCUUCCGAAACUUUCCUCCAGUCCUUCAUCAUCCAGGACUGCAUGUGGAGCAGCAGCUUCCCAGCAGCUGAGAAGUUGGAGAAGGUGCUGUCAGAGAAGCUGGUUUCACUAAAGGCCUCCUCCACCUGCAGCACCUCUGCUGUUUCCAGCCUCACAGGUGGAGCAGCUGUUCUGAGUCAGACUGAGGUGAAUCCCGAGUACCUACGGGACCUUCAGGCUGCGGCCGCACACUGUAUCGACCCCUCGGUGGUGUUCCCGUGCUCCACAGUGAGCGAGAAGCAGAGCAUAUGUGAAGAACAGAUGGAAGUGGGACCAGAGCUGUGUCUGGACUCACCCCCACUCAGCAGCAGUGACAAUGAAUCAGAAGACGAAGAGGAGGAAAACUGUGAGGAGGAGAUUGAUGUGGUGACGGUGGAGAGGCAGAAGACGCCACGGAGGUGUGCCCUCACUCCUCUGGUCCUCAAACGCUCUCACAUCAACAUCCACCAACACAACUAUGCCGCCAAACAGCCUGCUGCGAAGCGGCCCAAGGCGGAGAGCGCUGGAGCGAGGCAGAGCCGGCGGUGCUGGAGUCCACGUUCUGAUGGAGAGGACAGUGACAAGCGCAUGACUCACAACGUGCUGGAGAGGCAGCGGCGGAACGAGCUCAGGAUGAGCUUCCUGACUCUGAGGGACGAAGUCCCGGCGGUGGCCAACAAUGACAAGGCGGCAAAGGUGGUGAUCCUGAGAAAGGCGACAGAGUUCAUUAAGGAAAUCAGAGGAGAUGAGAGGAAGCUGCUAACAACGAAGGAGGAGCUGAGGAAGAGGAGCCGAGAGCUGAAGCGACGACUUGAGCAGCUCAGGACUUUACAUUAACCCACUAACGUAGCUAUUUUUUGUGUUUUCUUUUCAUUUUUAUUGGUUGUUUUUGUGUCAGAAACGGAACUGCCCCCUAUCAUCUGGUCUGUGAUCAGCCUGUUAUUUAUUUGUGUUUGGAUCUUUUAAAUAUUUUAAGUUAAACAGCUAUCUUCUUGUUGCUUUCAUAAACAACUGAUAAGAGUAGAUAUAUUUAAAAGCCUUGAAAGUUUGUUCAAGUGUCAGCUGGUUUUUAUCAGCAGAGAACUAUGUGUGUCUAGUUAGAUUGUUUCUCAUUUGAAAUAGUUUAUUUUUAUAAUUACUUUAUUGAACUGAUUAAUUUGAGAGAAAAGCUGCUCAUCUGAUGCUCAACCUUCAAAAUAAAAGCCCUUUUAUGGAGGUCCUGUGAAAGUUA